Messenger RNA from Truncatella angustata, 1901 nucleotides. RefSeq lists its product as uncharacterized. The record is from RefSeq and is a predicted model, not a curated record. Gene Ontology annotation, molecular function: NADP binding; N,N-dimethylaniline monooxygenase activity; flavin adenine dinucleotide binding. The coding region runs from base 287 to 1759 and encodes 490 amino acids. The transcript has a single exon. NCBI's taxonomy places the organism in Eukaryota, Fungi, Ascomycota, Sordariomycetes, Amphisphaeriales, Sporocadaceae.
CGAUUGCGCCUGCCUGCGGACAUGAGUGUUUUCAAUUGUGAGAUGGCAAUCGGUUUCGCGGUUGCUUAACAAUGCAUUUGAUGAUCAACACAAUUGUUAGCGCUCGGUCCAAGUUGUCGAUGGGUUUUAUCACUAGACUAGCAUCCGCAGACACGCGAUUAGCAACUCUAGUUUUUUGUAUGUGCCCAUCAAAACCAGCAGCCCAGGGGGAAAGGUGCCGACGUAGAAUUGCUUCAACCAACCGUUUCUCGCAGAAUUAAGACACAAUCUUGAGCCACAAUUUCAAAUGGCGGCUGAAAUUUACGACUUCAUAAUAAUUGGGGCUGGCCUUUCCGGUAUUGAUGCAGCAUAUCGCUUGAAGACGGAAUUGCCACACUGCUCUUUUACUAUCCUCGAGGCCCGCGACAAAAUCGGUGGUACCUGGUCCUUCUUCAAAUUCCCUGGUCUGCGUUCCGAUUCUCAGCUCACCUGCUUUGGCUUCCCGUGGUACCCGUGGUUAAAUAAGAAGGACAUCGCAGAUGCAGGACUGAUCUUGGACUACGUCGAGUCUGCGGCUGAAGAUGAGGGCAUCGAUCAGAAGAUUCAGUUUCAGCACAAGGCCACAGCAGCGGAUUGGUCAACCGAGGAGCAACUUUGGGUUCUGAAGAUCAACGAACGAGAUGUGGAGAGCCAGGAGAAGACAUAUAAGGCAACAUUCAUUUUGAAUUGCACAGGGUAUUACGACUACGAGAAGCCCCUCCAGACAACCAUAGCUGGUCUCGAAAACUUUGGCGGCGUUGUCGCUCAUCCUCAGUUCUGGCCAGAAGAGUUGGACUACUCCGGGAAGAGAGUUGUUCUCAUUGGAUCGGGAGCGACCGCUGUCACUCUGCUUCCUGUCCUUGCCGAGCAGGCUAGCCACGUUACGAUGCUUCAAAGAAGUCCAUCAUACGUCUUCAGUAUUCCCUCCGUGAAUCCAGUUGGCACUUUCCUCAAGACACGGCUGCCUGUCUGGCUAGCUCAUUUGCUCAACUGGUGGCGCUCAUUUCUCCUUGAGCAAGCCUUUGUGCAGCUCAAUCUACGAUUCCCGAAUGCCGCCAGAAAACUUCACAUGUACCUGAUGCGAAAGCAGCUGCCGGCUUCUGUAUCAGUCGAUGUCCACUUCAAUCCACGCUAUGCGCCUAUGGAACAACGAUUGUGUCUUUGUCCAGACGGCGAUUUCUUCAAAGCACUGCAUCGUGAUAAUUGCGAUAUUGUAACAGAUGAAAUCAAGACCGUCUCGAAGGAGGGCAUCUUGACGUACUCGGGUGUGAAGCUCGACGCUGACAUCAUUGUCACUGCAACGGGCUUACAUGUCGAGCUCUUGAGUGGCAUCAGGCCAACAGUAGAUGGCAAGUCCAUUGAUAUUGCGACCGAGUACGCAUGGAGAGGCUGUAUGAUCAGCGGUGUACCAAAUAUGGGGGCUGUCAUGGGUUAUACUACAUCAUCAUGGACCCUCGGCGCUGAUGCAUGUAUUAAGCUUCUGAUUUCGGUAUACAAGCAUAUGAAAAACGUCGGAGCGACUUCAGCUGUUCCAGUCUUCGAUGGCGACGAGACGCGCUCGAAGCCUGUUGUACAACACAGCUCAACAUACUUCAUGAAUGCAAGGGAUAGAUUACCAAGAAUCACUGGAGAAUCGCCUUGGUAUGGACGAAUCAGCCCUAUGUACGACACCUGGCAGCUGUGGUUCGGAGACUUGACCAAAGGCAUGAAAUACAGUAUCCGCGAAAAGAAAGACAAUUAGACGCGCUAUAACGAUCAGCACGGUCGAGUCGCCUCCGCUUCGGUCAUGGCAUGGCCUAAUUAGAUUAGCACCAAGAGUUUCCAUGACUCUUCUCUGGGGAUAUCUCAUAGUCAAUAAGCAGCUAUAACUUGUCGUGAUUGUU